This is a messenger RNA of Darwinula stevensoni, 2212 nucleotides long. The record is from the annotation of a GenBank genome assembly. NCBI's taxonomy places the organism in Eukaryota, Metazoa, Arthropoda, Ostracoda, Podocopida, Darwinulidae.
AUGUUGAUAGGUGCAAGGAGUGUGCUAGGAACCUCUCAUCAUUUAGCCAGGUUAACACAAUCAAGGAACAAAUCCGAUGUCAAAGGAGCUGUCAUUGGUAUUGAUCUGGGUACCACCAACUCCUGUGUGGCCCUCAUGGAAGGAAAGACUCCUAAAGUUAUUGAAAAUUCUGAAGGCUCCAGAACAACACCAUCUGUUGUUGCUUUCACACCAGAUGGUGAGAGAUUGGUGGGAAUGCCUGCCAAGAGGCAGGCUGUCACAAACUCAGCUAAUACUUUUUCAGCCACUAAGAGACUCAUUGGUAGGAGGUUUGAAGAUGAAGAAGUAAAAAAAGAUAUGAAAACCUGCUCCUACAAAAUUGUGCGUGCCUCCAAUGGUGAUGCUUGGGUGGAAGCACACGGAAAGCUAUACUCUCCUAGUCAGAUAGGUGCCUUUGUAUUGAUAAAAAUGAAGGAAACAGCAGAGAGUUAUCUUGGUCAUCCAGUUAAGAAUGCAGUUGUCACUGUCCCAGCAUACUUCAAUGAUUCACAGAGACAGGCAAGUAAUUUUGUUUCUCAGUUAUUGGAGUGGCAUGGAACUUGGCCUUCAGCCACAAAAGAUGCUGGUCAAAUUUCGGGUCUGAAUGUCCUAAGAGUGAUCAAUGAACCCACAGCUGCUGCAUUAGCAUAUGGCAUGGACAAAUCUGAAGACAAAAUCAUUGCUGUGUAUGACCUUGGUGGUGGAACAUUCGACAUAUCCGUCUUAGAGAUCCAGAAGGGUGUUUUUGAGGUGAAAUCCACCAAUGGGGAUACGUUCCUUGGUGGUGAAGAUUUUGAUAAUACCUUGGUGGAGUACCUUGUCAGUGAAUUCAAGAGAGAACAAGGCAUAGAUGUGAGGAAAGAUGUGAUGGCUCUCCAGCGAGUGAAAGAGGCAGCUGAAAAGGCCAAGAUUGAAUUGUCUUCUUCAAUGAUGACAGACAUUAAUCUUCCAUACCUGACAAUGGACCAGUCUGGUCCAAAGCACAUGAAUUUGAAGAUGAGUCGAGCCAAAUUGGAAUCUCUUGUGGAAUCCCUGAUCAAAAGGACAGUUGACCCUUGUCUGAAAGCUAUCCAGGAUGCAGAAGUCAAUAAGUCAGAAAUUGGAGAUGUUAUCCUGGUUGGAGGCAUGACAAGAAUGCCCAAGGUUCAACAAACAGUGCAGGAGAUUUUUGGACGUACUCCAAGCAAAUCUGUGAAUCCAGAUGAAGCGGUGGCCAUGGGAGCUGCUAUACAGGGUGGUGUUCUUGCUGGAGAUGUAACAGAUGUCCUCUUACUCGAUGUCACUCCUCUGUCUCUUGGCAUUGAAACCCUGGGAGGGGUGUUCACCAAGCUGAUUGGUCGCAAUACCACCAUUCCCACAAAGAAGAGCCAGGUCUUCUCAACAGCUGCAGAUGGGCAGACCCAAGUGGAAAUCAAAGUCCUGCAAGGAGAACGAGAGAUGGCUGGAGACAACAAGCUCUUGGGCCAGUUCACCCUCGUUGGUAUCCCACCAGCUCCUCGGGGAGUCCCACAGAUUGAAGUGAUCUUUGACAUUGAUGCCAAUGGCAUUGUCCAUGUCUCUGCCCGGGAUAAGGGCACCGGAAAGGAGCAACAAAUUGUAAUCCAGAGCUCAGGUGGUUUGAGCAAGGAGGAGAUAGAGAACAUGGUGCGUAAGGCUGAGCAAUAUGCAGAACAAGACAAAGUACGUAAAGAGAGGGUUGAAGCUGUCAAUUCUGCUGAGGGCAUUAUCCAUGACACAGAGACUAAGAUGGAAGAGUUUAAGGAUCAACUUCCUCAAGAGGAGUGUGCCAAACUGAAGGAGCACAUUGCAAAGGUUCGAGAGGCCCUUGCAAAGAAGGAUGACAUGACUCCUGAGGAAAUAAAGAAAACUUCAAAUGAUCUCCAACAGGCUUCAUUGAAGCUCUUUGAAAUGGCCUACAAGAAGAUGGCAUCAGAACGAGAGGGGAGUGGUUCCAGUGGCUCAAGCGGCCAGCAGGACAGUAGUGGAGAACAGAAGCGAGAGGAGAAGAAUUAGAUGGGCGCAGCAUCCUUUUUAUUCCUACUCGCUGUACCAGUGCGGAUGGAAGGACGAUCGCGGGUGACGAUGGGGAACCCACGGUUGCUUCUGACUCCCUUGUGUUGGCACUUAGGCAUUGUGGCUCAUGGGUGCUGACUGUUGCCUCAAGUUCCAGCAAAAUACACCUUUUUCUGUCUGA